GUCUGUUUAUAUUCUAUUUUAAUUCCAUGUAUAUCCUGAAAGCUAGUAGCUAAGUUGACGCUUGGAUGUAAUCCUUAAUAUUUAACUCAUCAAAACCAAACCAACCCAGAAAGUUAGCCGAACAGCUGAUCUCAGUUUUGACAGUUGAUCCGAAUAAAAAGUAUGAAGAAUAAUAUGACUGGCAUGGAAAUGGGCGGUGGUAUGAAUAUGGACGGUAUGAAGAUGGCCUUCCAUACAGGUGCCAAAGAAACCAUUUUAUUUACUGGUAUAAAGACAGAAAAUGUAGCAGAAAUCAUUGGCGCCUGCAUUUUGGUGUUCAUUCUCUCAGGUUUCUACGAGGGAUUCAAAGUGCUCAGAGAAAUGCACAUGGAUCACACUGCAAAGAAGAACAAAGAGGAGGGCAACACAGUACCUUCCGCAUUCGUUUUUCCUCACCUUGUCCAGACCCUGCUUCAUAUUGUACAGAUGACGAUCAGUUAUUUUCUUAUGCUUAUCUUCAUGACAUAUAAUGCAUGGCUUUGUAUUGCUGUUGCACUCGGAUCUGGAGCCGGCUACUUCGCGUUCCGAUGGAGGAGACCUUUCAAGACAAUCGAAGACUCAGAACAUUGCUCCUGAAGCUGCACAAAAUAAAAUAAGUAGUAUAAUAAUUAGAAUAUACAAAUUAGGUAAGAAAAAAAAAA
Molecule: messenger RNA, 680 nt
Organism: Octopus sinensis (East Asian common octopus)
Lineage: Eukaryota; Metazoa; Mollusca; Cephalopoda; Octopoda; Octopodidae
Product: high affinity copper uptake protein 1
Exons: 5
Coding region: 163-615 (150 amino acids)
Biological process (GO): copper ion transmembrane transport
Cellular component (GO): membrane
Molecular function (GO): copper ion transmembrane transporter activity
Source: RefSeq, a predicted model, not a curated record